CAAUCCAAUAGUUUUACACACAACAUCCAGAAUAAACACCCAAGGAUCCAAGAUGCUGCUCUUGCUACUGCUGGUGGCAUCAUGUGCUGCCGUUCCUCAAAAUCUUUCAGAGAAGAUAUUCACCUUCCCACAAGAAACCAACACAGCACAUGUUAGGUUGACAACAUCAAGACAAAAUUUCAAUGUUGUGACUGUCUGUUUCAGGUUCUUUACAGACCUCAAAAGAGAUCACGCCCUUUUCUCAUUGGCUCUACCCUCUCACGAUAAUGCCUUUUUGUUUUACAAUUUGGCCAAGUUAGAUUCUUUUCAAAUGUAUGUAAGAAACACAAUCGCAACUUUUGAAGGACUGGACCUCAAGCUGAACCAGUGGCAAUCAGUUUGUGGAACCUGGGACGCUGUGUCUGGUUUGGUGCAAAUGUGGGUGGAUGGAAAGCCUUCAAGCAGGAAAUUUACCAGCUCUGGAUCCAGUAUCAAUGGACCAAUUAUAAUUGCUUUAGGACAGGAACAAGAUUCACACGGUGGUGGUUUUGAUGUCAAACAAUCAUUUGUCGGCAUGAUGUCAGAUCUCCAUAUGUGGGAUCACAAGCUUUCACCCUGUGAGAUCUGGAAAUAUGCGAAGGGGUUUGGUUAUGCACCAGGAAAUGUGUUGAACUGGAAUUCACUGGAAUUCCAGAUUCUAGGAAGGGUGCUGAUCGAGAAUAAACAGAAUGCUUGUCAGUAAAUCAUCCUUUCUAUAAAUUAAUGUAGCACACAAUAAUUGGUAUGUUGUACGUUAUGAUCAAAAAUUACAAUAUUCUUUAUAUUUCAACAUGAUAAAUCAUUGGACUAAUCAUUUUGUCACAUGUUAAAAUCUUUAGUAAUGUCUUUUAAAUUUCAUUCCAAAUUCAAUGCUGAAUAUUUUACAAAAAAAAUAUUUUGGGUUCAAUUUGUAAUUGAAUAUAGUAUUUUAUUAUAAGUUUAUGUAUUUGUUUGGUAAUAAUAGCUACUUUCAAGACAGGUGUUCAAAAAUCUGAUCAUUUCUAUUUUAAAUAUUCUAAAAUAAAAAAUUAAGAAUUGUCA
Messenger RNA from Poeciliopsis prolifica (blackstripe livebearer), 1059 nucleotides. RefSeq names its product serum amyloid P-component-like. The transcript has 5 exons. Lineage: Eukaryota; Metazoa; Chordata; Actinopteri; Cyprinodontiformes; Poeciliidae. Bases 53 to 721 code for a protein of 222 amino acids. The record is from RefSeq and is a predicted model, not a curated record.